This is a messenger RNA of Phalaenopsis equestris, 2104 nucleotides long. Its product is annotated as scarecrow-like protein 23. The transcript has a single exon. Gene Ontology annotation, biological process: regulation of DNA-templated transcription. The record is from RefSeq and is a predicted model, not a curated record. Gene Ontology annotation, cellular component: nucleus. Bases 632 to 1978 code for a protein of 448 amino acids. Gene Ontology annotation, molecular function: DNA-binding transcription factor activity; sequence-specific DNA binding. NCBI's taxonomy places the organism in Eukaryota, Viridiplantae, Streptophyta, Magnoliopsida, Asparagales, Orchidaceae.
UUGCUGAACAGCUAACGAACUUCUUCGGCCACAGCAGUUGACCGCUGCAGAUUCCCCAUUAAAAAAACCUUUCAGAAACAAAAAAAUUGUGUGUGCCAUGAUGCCACAGAAUAUAGAAAUAUUAUGAAGAGAAGUGGGGGGUCGGGUGGGUGGCUAGCCGACAACUCGUGUGGCGACGGUUGCUGUUUCCCCGCAGCUUCCUCCCCCACAUCCCGCUAUUUCCUUGAACCAUUCCAAUCUAUCCUCUCCAACCACUCCCCCGUUCCAUUACACAAGUUGUUGACAACAGAAAUCCAUGGGUGGAAGAAGGCAUCCAUGCGAGAUUAGCCGGAGAGAAAAUAGUUGGAGAUAUCGAAAAACCCAUGACAAGCAUCAACUAAAUGCCAAAUCACAAAAGAUAUCCCACCGAUCCUCUCCCAUUAUUUUAACCAAAUCUCUUCUGCCAUUUUCCACCAAAUACCUUUAACCCUUUUGCCUCUUCCAAAAGAUCCCCCUUUACUCUUUGUCUUCUUCCUCAUCCCCACCCCAUCCCCUUCCUUUAUAUUCCCACCUUCCUCCACCUUCCUCCCUCCGCUCCCCGCCUCCCUAAUCCUUAUUCAAAGUUAACAAAGGAGAACAGAUAGGUUAAAAGAUGCAGGAAGAGGUGGGAGAGGAUCUCCUUAGUUUGAGACUAAGCAUAGGUGGUGUCUAUCAUUUUGAUCAGCCCACGAAAAAAAGGAAGAGAAUUGAUGAUCCAAAUGAUAAGAACCUCAUGCUGUUGCUGCAGACUAGAGACCGCAUGACGCAGCUGAGCUGCAACAGACAUGGGAUGGCAGACGAGAAGGGGUUGCAGCUCGUCCGCCUCCUGUUGCUUUGCGCCACCGCCGUGGACCGCAAUGAUCGGAGCUCUGCUGCUGAUUUGCUCCGGCAGCUCUACCGCAACGUCUCUUUAUCCGGCAGUCCGAUCCAACGGGUCACCGCCUACUUCACCGACGGCCUCAUGGCCAGUUUCAUGUCAAAAAAUUCCUCCUUUUAUAGCUCCAUCAUGGCGGACCCUUCCCCUGCAGAGGAGUUCUCUGCUUUCACUUCGUUCUGCCUCGCAUCCCCUUACUACCAAUUCGCACAUUUCACAGCCAACCAAGCCAUAUUCGAGGCUUUUGAGGAAGAUGAGAAAUGGAACAGUGGAUGCCUCCAUGUCAUCGAUUUCGAUGUCUCUUAUGGCUUACAGUGGCCUUCCCUGAUCCAAUCUUUGUCAGAUAAAGCCACGAAUGAGAAACCCAUUAAUCUUCUUAUAACAGGGUUUGGGAAAAGCAUGGAGGAGCUCAAGGAUACGGAGAAGAGGCUUUCGAGCUUCGCCUCUGGUUUUCGCAAUCUGUUCUUCAAGUUUGAAGGGAGAUUGAGAGGAGGAAAGGGCCAGGGGGAGAUUCAGGUACAGAAGAAUUCAACUGUGGCAGUGAAUCUAGUGUUUUAUCUCCACUCGCUCAAGAGUUAUUCAGAUAUCUGUACAACUUUGACGCAAAUAAACGAAUUAAAUCCUUCAGUGGUAACCUUGGUGGAGAAAGAAGGAAGCAGAGGGAACCCAAAUAGUUUCUUGUCGAGAUUCAUGGAAUCUUUGCAGUACUUCGCCGCCAUGUUUGAUUCAUUGGAUGACUGCCUCCCCGCAAGGAACAAAGAGAGGCUGAGGAUUGAGAAGAACCAUCUGGGGACGGAGAUCAGACAUGCUGUCAAGGAUGAAGAAGAGAAAGGUUGCAGAUAUGAGAGAUUGGAGACAUGGAAGGCGGUGAUGGAGAGAUACAGAUUUGAGGGCGUGAGGAUGAGCUCGCGUUCGGUGAGUCAGGCAAAACUUCUUCUUAAGAUUACCAGCCAUUCUUCCGCCAUGGAUGACCAUGGCACCGGAACAGGAUUUAGGAUCUUUGAGAGAGAUGAAGGCAACGCUUUGUCUUUAGGCUGGCAAGAUACUCAUCUAAUCACUGCAACUGCAUGGCGUCGAUCUUCAUGAUAUGAAUCAAACAAAAUCAAUCAAUAUGUUUCUAGUUUUUGUGAGUUAAUAUUACCCUUAUUUAUUAAUCUUUCUUGUAACAUUUUUUUUUUCCUUUUUUUGUACCUUUUUAACAUAAUUGAUAUA